This is a messenger RNA of Chrysochloris asiatica (Cape golden mole), 12261 nucleotides long. RefSeq names its product dynein, axonemal, heavy chain 7 (gene DNAH7). The record is from RefSeq and is a predicted model, not a curated record. Gene Ontology annotation, biological process: microtubule-based movement. Gene Ontology annotation, cellular component: dynein complex. Gene Ontology annotation, molecular function: dynein light intermediate chain binding; ATP binding; calcium ion binding. The coding region runs from base 1 to 12075 and encodes 4024 amino acids. Lineage: Eukaryota; Metazoa; Chordata; Mammalia; Afrosoricida; Chrysochloridae. The transcript is spliced from 65 exons.
AUGAGCACCGAGCAGGGUAAAUCUGCUGGCAAAGAAAAAUCCAAGACACCAGUGAGAUUUUUACCACAUUUGUCUAUGGAUAAAUCAGCCAGCAAAGAAAAACCCAGGGCACCAGUAGGAAUUUUACCACAACUGUCUGCGGUGUGUUCAAAGCCCCAGUGGCAGCAAACAGCACCAUCAUUCCAUUUGAACAUAAAGCAGGAUGAUGAUAUCCCAGAACAGUUUAGUGUUACAAAUGAACAGUCAUAUGCUGAAUACAUGGAACGUUUUGGAAAAAAAGGCAAAAUACUAGACCAAAUUGAUGAUAGUAAUGCUGGACCAUCUACUUCCAAAUCAAAAGGCAAAACUCCAUAUAAAGAACGAGAAAAUUUUAGAAGCACCCUUGUUAAUGUUAUUAUGCAACAAGAUGCUGGUUUAGGUUCAACUACCCCUGAUGAAACCACAUUACCGAGAAUCACCACGUCCGCAGUAGAGAAAGACAUUUUGAGGUAUUACUACUAUAUUCACCAUGGAAUUGAUACAGAGCAUGUAGCCCCAAUGGAAGAUUCUUGGCUGGAACACGUAUUGGAUUUAGUUCCCAAACACCUCAAAAUCCUCACUGAUAGCAUACUUGUAUUGUCUGAUGAAAUGAGAGAAGAUUAUCUUCUUAGUGUAAAAAAAUCCAUAGUUGAUUUUGUUUUAAAAGAUCCUAGAGAAAAAGAAGAUGAAAAAAAGACUGAUGAACUUCUACCCCAUCGUGCCGAACUGGAAGUUCUGCCAAAACCUUGGAGGAAAUCUUUUCUAUCUGCAAGCAAUUACAUUAGGGAUCAUUUGAAUGCGAUGAACCCUACCAUGCUGGCUCUGCUAGAUUUGUGGCACAGCAAUUUUAAAAAAUUACGAUUAGUUGAUAUAGAAGAAUUUCAUAGUCGCCAGGAUGCACUUGAGCUGUCGAGCUUUCAGAGUAUUGCCAUGAGACACAUGGAAUCUGCCAAAGAGACUCUACUUAAAAUGUGGUUUCCAGAAGUGCAGAAUAUUUAUUACCAAGGUAAUAAAAAAAAGCAAUUGCCAACUGGUGACAGCAGUGCCAAAUUGGAAUCUUUUUUCAACUGUGCUGCUACACUUAUGACUUUACAGCUGCAGGGCCUCACUUUGGUCUCCAUGCAAGAUUUCACAGACUUAAUUGCACAACCCGCAGAUUCCAUCAGAGCCUUUGAACAUCCAGGUUUCAUCAUGAGACUGAUUCUUGAUAAUGACACCAUAAAGUUUGAACCUGAGUUUAAUGACUAUCGAGAUAUACUUCUAAAUGUUUAUGAUGUUAUGAUUAAGGCUGUCAGUUUUGUGCCAAGAGUUGAGACAAAAUUGUAUUCCAAAUGGGAAAGUAAAUCCCAACGGACAACCUUAAAGCCAAUAAUUCUGAAUGAAAUUGUGGAUGCUCACAAAGAGAAAAUUAAGAAAGUGAUUGAGAAAGAGAGUCUGGCACCUAAGGAGCACCUUCGACUCUACGACAAGUAUGAUUUUUUGGUUACCAAGAAAGCUGAGCAAGAUGUGGACGCUUUCCUUGCAGAAAAUCAUAAUUAUGAGAAGAUAAUAGAUGAAAUUCGCAAAUACCAAAAAUUAAUGGAGGAAAUACAGUACACAUCCAGAAAGACUGUUCGUCUAGGAAUGUUUGAAAUGCACUGUGAAGAAUUAAUCAGAGCUUUGGUGAAGCGAGCAGAUGUUAUCUGUGGGAAACUUAUAGCGAAGAUGUUCAGAGAUCACCAGGAAGUAAACACUAGAUUAUGUGAUGAAUUUGAGAGGAUAGCUGAAAAAGCUCUAAGCACUCCUCCAAACACAGCAGAACUGAUGGAAAUGAAGGCUUACAUUGAGAAAGUGGAAGCAAGUGACAUGAUCGAACUGGGACAGAGAUUAGUGGAUUCUAAAAACUGCCUCGCCUUCCUUAUUGAGUGUGCCAACUUUUCCCCAGCAGACAUUAGGCUAAAUAAUAAUGUUUUCCAGUGGUAUGGAAGAAUGGCAGAAAUUUUUGAUGAACACAGGAAAAUCGUCAAUGAGAAAACCGAACAGUACCAAGACGGUCUUAAGUUACGCUGUGAACGGUUUCUGGAGGAAUUGGAGAGUUAUUCUAAGCAGGCAGAAGAGUUUUGCACCUUUGGGGAUCUUCAGGAUGUCCAGCGAUACCUUAAAAAGGCUCAGAUACUGAAUGGAAAGUUGGAUGCAGCAGCAGACAAGAUUGAACAGUUUAAUAAUGAAGAGGAGUCAUUUGGUUGGCAACCAUCAUUAUAUCCUCAACGUAAAAAAAUCCAAGAUGGUUUGAACCCUUAUCUUCGUCUCUAUGAAACUGCUGUUGAGUUUGGCAACAAAUACAGAGGCUGGACAGAAGGACCGUAUAACAAAGUGAAUCCAGAUCAAGUGGAACUAGAUGUUGGAAAUUAUUGGAGAGGACUAUAUAAGCUGGAGAAAACCUUCCAUGACUCUCCAAAUGCAUUGGCAAUGACUAAAAAAGUAAGAACAAAGGUAGAAGAUUUCAAGCAGCACCUUCCUCUCAUACAAGUGAUCUGUAAUCCUGGCUUACGGCCCAGGCACUGGGAGGCCAUGUCCAACAUUGUCGGUUACCCCUUGAAGCCUGCAGAUGACUCUACUGUCUACUCUUUUUUAGAAAUGAAUCUGGAACCAUUUUUAGAUAGAUUUGAAGGUAUCAGUGAAGCAGCUAGUAAAGAGCAUUCUCUUGAAAAGGCCAUGGAUAAGAUGAUUACUGAAUGGGACACAAUGGAAUUUUUCAUUGUUGCAUAUAGAGAAACUGGGACAUUUAUUUUGUCAUCAGUUGAUGAAAUCCAGAUGUUGUUGGAUGACCACAUUAUUAAAACACAAACUAUGCGGGGAUCUCCUUUCAUUAAACCUUAUGAAACCCAAAUGAGGGAAUGGGAGGGCAAGCUCCUAUUGCUUCAGGAGAUUCUUGAUGAAUGGCUCAAGGUCCAAGCCACAUGGCUGUAUUUGGAACCCAUUUUCAGCUCUCCAGACAUUAUGUCUCAAAUGCCUGAGGAAGGCAGAAGAUUCAUAGCUGUGGAUAAGACAUGGCGCGAUAUAAUGAAAAGUGUCAUGCAAGAUAAACAUGUUCUGACAGUUGUGACUAUUGAUAGGAUGCUGGAAAGGCUGAAAAAAUGUGAUGAACUUCUGGAACUUAUUCUUAAAGGACUUAAUGAGUAUUUGGAAAAGAAACGUCUCUUCUUCCCCCGAUUCUUUUUCUUAUCUAAUGAUGAACUUCUUGAGAUCCUAUCUGAAACUAAAGAUCCCACUAGGGUACAACCUCAUUUGAAGAAAUGUUUCGAAGGUAUUGCAAAGGUGGAAUUUACAGAAAGUUUAGAUAUUACUCACAUGAAGAGUACUGAAGGAGAGGUUGUGGAACUCAUAGAGAUCAUUUCAACAGCCAAAGCCAGAGGUCAAGUGGAGAAGUGGUUGCUUGAGUUGGAGAGAACGAUGAUUAAGUCUAUCCACAAGGUCAUUGGAGAGGCAAUUAUGGCCUAUACAAACAAUGCACGAAUUAACUGGGUAAGAGACUGGCCUGGACAAACUGUUCUCUGCGUCUCCCAAAUCUACUGGACUUCCGAAGUACAAACAGCAAUCGCAAAGGGGCAGCUGGCUCUUGAAGAAUACUUAGAUAGAUGUAAUAAACAAAUUGAUGAUAUUGUCACGUUGGUCCGUGGCAAAUUGUCCAAGCAGAAUCGUGUUACUCUGGGUGCCCUUGUGGUACUUGAUGUCCAUGCUAGAGAUGUCCUCACAUCGCUUGUUAAAAAGACAGUUAGUGAUGAGUCUGACUUUGAAUGGUUAAGUCAGCUUAGAUACUAUUGGCAAGAAAAUCAUUUAGAAACAAAGAUGAUCAAUGCUGGUUUGCGAUAUGGAUAUGAAUAUCUGGGUAACUCCCCCCGGCUGGUCAUUACUCCACUCACUGAUAGAUGUUACAGAACCUUAUUUGGAGCACUUCAUCUACACCUUGGGGGAGCACCUGAGGGUCCAGCUGGCACUGGAAAGACUGAAACUACCAAAGACCUAGCAAAAGCUGUUGCUAAACAAUGUGUUGUUUUUAACUGCUCUGAUGGAUUGGAUUAUCUGGCUUUAGGAAAAUUCUUUAAGGGACUGUUAUCUUGUGGAGCCUGGGCUUGCUUUGAUGAGUUUAAUAGAAUUGAUUUGGAAGUACUUUCUGUGGUUGCUCAACAAAUUCUUACUAUCCAAAGAGGUAUUAAUGCAGGUUCUGACAUACUGCUUUUUGAAGGAACUGAACUAAAACUUGACCCAACGUGUGCUGUCUUCAUAACAAUGAACCCUGGGUAUGCUGGCCGGUCAGAGCUGCCAGAUAAUCUGAAGGCUCUCUUCCGGACAGUGGCCAUGAUGGUGCCCGACUAUGCCAUGAUCGCUGAGAUCGUCCUCUACUCCUGCGGCUUCGUCACGGCUCGGCCACUGUCGGUAAAAAUCGUGGCUACAUAUCGCUUGUGUUCAGAGCAGUUGUCAUCUCAGCAUCAUUAUGAUUACGGAAUGAGAGCCGUGAAGUCCGUGCUUACUGCUGCCGGGAAUCUAAAGCUAAAGUACCCAAAUGAAAGUGAAGAAAUUUUGCUACUCAGAUCUAUUAUUGAUGUAAAUCUGCCAAAAUUUUUGGCCCACGAUUUACCACUCUUUGAGGGAAUUACUUCUGAUUUGUUUCCUGGGGUGAAAUUACCUAAACCAGAUUACAAUGAUUUGCUGGCAGCUAUCAAAGACAAUUGUAAUUCCAUGAAUUUGCAAAUGACCAAGUUCUUUUCUGAGAAGAUUCUUCAAAUAUAUGAAAUGAUGAUUGUGCGUCAUGGUUUUAUGAUUGUUGGAGAACCAUUUGGAGGAAAGACCAGUGCAUAUCGGGUCUUAGCUGGGGCACUAAAUGAUUUAUGUGACAAGGGGCUAAUGGAAGAAAACAAAGUUCAGAUUACUGUCUUAAAUCCUAAAUCUGUCACCAUGGGCCAGCUCUAUGGCCAAUUUGAUUUAGUCUCCCACGAGUGGUCUGAUGGGGUCCUUGCUGUCAGUUUUAGAGUAUUUGCUUCGUCACUUUCUCCUGAUAGAAAGUGGUUGGUUUUUGAUGGGCCAGUAGAUGCAGUCUGGAUUGAGAAUAUGAACACUGUCCUGGAUGACAACAAAAAGCUAUGUCUGAUGAGCGGGGAGAUUAUUCAAAUGUCACCACAGAUGAAUCUUAUUUUUGAACCGAUGGAUUUAGAAGUUGCUUCUCCUGCCACUGUGUCCAGAUGUGGUAUGAUUUACAUGGAACCUCACAUGUUAGGCUGGAGACCACUGAUGUUGUCUUGGGUAAAUCUUUUACCUGCUUCAGUCAAUGCUCUUCAAAAGGAAUUUAUUGUAGGCUUAUUUGACAGAAUGGUUCCUGUUUCUGUUGAAUUUAUUAGAAAGCAUACAAAGGAAUUAUCUCCAACUUCAGAUACAAACUUAGUUCGAUCCUUAAUGAAUCUAAUAGACUGUUUUAUGGAUGAUUUUGCGGAUGAAGCCAAAGUAAGAGACAGAAAUGAUCGAGAAACUUACUCUUUACUUGAGGGCAUAUUUUUGUUUUCAUUGAUCUGGUCUGUUGGUGCUUCUUGUAAAGAUGAUGACCGGUUGAAAUUUAGUAAGAUUCUUCGAGAACUAAUGGAAGGUCCAAUUACAGAUAUAACCCGAAAUAGGUUUAAAUUACUCAGUGGUACCGAACAGCUGCCCUCCAAGGCACUAACUGUCCCAUUUCCUGAGAAAGGAACCAUUUACGAUUAUCAGUUUAUUUGUGAGGGAAUAGGAAGGUGGGAGCCAUGGGUAAAGAAAUUAGAAGAUGCCCCUCCAAUUCCUAAAGAUGUGAUGUUUAAUGAAAUCAUUGUCCCAACUUUGGACACAGUUCAAUGCUCUGCAUUAAUGGAAUUACUCACCACUCAUCAAAAGCCUUCAAUAUUUGUAGGACCAACGGGAACUGGAAAGAGUGUUUAUAUUAUUAAUUUUCUUCUAAAUCAACUCAAUAAGGAAAUCUACAAGCCUCUGCUAAUUAACUUCUCAGCACAAACUACGGCAGCUCAAACUCAGAAUAUUAUCAUGUCAAAAUUGGACAAAAGGAGAAAAGGAGUUUUUGGACCUCCUUUGGGCAAGAGAAUGGUAGUGUUUGUAGAUGAUGUCAAUAUGCCUGCCCGGGAGGUAUAUGGGGCUCAACCACCCAUUGAGUUACUUAGGCAAUGGUUAGAUCACUGGAAUUGGUAUGACCUGAAAGAUUGUUCUAUGAUUAAACUAGUGGACAUUCAAAUCAUGUGUGCUAUGGGACCUCCAGGUGGUGGCCGAAAUCCAAUAACUCCUCGAUACAUGCGACAUUUCAAUAUUAUAACCAUCAAUGAUUUUAGUGAUAAAUCCAUGUAUGCAAUCUUCUCUAGAAUAUUGAACUGGCAUUUUAAAAUCUGUUAUAAAUUCCCAGAAGAAUUUCUAGAUUUGACAUCACAGAUUGUCAAUGGUACAAUGAAUCUUUAUAAAGAAGCAAUGAAGAAUCUCUUACCUACUCCAGCUAAAUCUCACUACUUGUUCAACCUCCGUGAUUUCUCUCGGGUUAUUCAGGGUGUUUGUUUGUCAAGACCAGAAACAGCAGAAACCAAAGAAAUAAUUAAACGUCUCUGGGUUCAUGAGGUCCUUAGGGUGUAUUACGAUCGCCUUCUGGAUAAUGCAGACAGAAGUUGGCUUGUCAACUACAUUCAGGAAAUUUUGAAAAAACACAUGAAUGAAGAUUUUCAUGAGCUUUUUCGAAGACUGGAUUUUGAUAAUGAUGGAGUGGUGGCAGAAGAUGACUUGCGCAGUUUAAUGUUCUGUGAUUUUCAUGAUCCCAAGAGGGAGGACACCAACUACAAAGAAGUUGCAAAUGUGGAUGACCUUCGAAUGAUAGUAGAAACUCACCUAGAAGAAUACAAUAAUAUUAGUAAAAAAACCAUGAACCUUGUCUUAUUCCGAUUUGCCAUAGAACACAUCUGCAGAAUCUCCAGGAUCCUGAAGCAACCUCGCAGCCAUGCUCUUCUGGUUGGUGUGGGAGGGAGUGGAAGGCAGUCUGUCACCAGGUUAGCUGCCCACAUGGCUGAUUACUCUGUUUUCCAGGUUGAAAUCUCCAAGGGCUACGGCAGCUCUGAGUGGCAUGAAGAUUUAAAAGUGAUCCUGAGGAAAUGUGCUGAAGGUGAAAUGCAAGGUGUCUUCCUAUUUACAGAUACUCAGAUUAAAAGAGAAUCAUUUCUAGAAGAUGUCAACAAUUUGCUAAAUGCUGGGGAGGUUCCAAAUCUCUUUGCAUUAGAUGAGAAGCAGGAGAUAUGUGAGAAGAUGCGUCAAAUAGAUCGUCAGCGAGAUAAGACCAAACAAACAGAUGGUAGUCCCAUAGCUCUGUUCAACAUGUUUAUUGAUCGCUGCCGCAAUCAACUACACGUGGUCCUCGCCAUGAGUCCCAUUGGAGAUGCGUUCCGGAUUCGCCUUAGAAAGUUCCCAGCUCUUGUUAACUGUUGUACAAUCGACUGGUUCCAGUCAUGGCCUGAAGAUGCACUUCAGGCAGUUGCCUCACGCUUCUUAGAAGACAUUGAGAUGUCAGAUGAAACACGAGACGGCUGUAUCGACAUGUGUAAAAGCUUCCACACUUCUACUAUAAACUUAUCAAAAUCCUUCUACAUUGAACUUCAAAGAUACAAUUAUGUGACUCCUACCUCUUAUCUUGAACUAAUCUCCACCUUCAAGCUGUUAUUAGAAAAAAAAAGAAGUGAGGUCAUGAAAAUGAAGAAGAGGUAUGAAGUGGGUUUGGAUAAACUGGAUUCUGCUGCAUCUCAAGUAGCCACAAUGCAAUCAGAGUUGGAGGCUCUGCAUCCUCAAUUAAAAGUUGCUAGUAAAGAAGUGGAUGAAAUGAUGGUCAUCAUUGAGAGGGAGUCUAUGGAAGUUGCCAAAACUGAAAAAAUAGUAAAAGCUGAUGAAACAAUAGCAAAUGAGCAGGCUAUGGCUGCCAAAGCCAUCAAAGAUGAGUGUGAUGCUGACCUGGCAGGGGCUUUGCCGAUAUUGGAGUCAGCCCUAGCUGCCCUUGAUACUCUUACUGCACAGGACAUCACAGUGGUAAAAUCCAUGAAGAGUCCUCCUGCUGGUGUCAAGCUUGUCAUGGAAGCUAUAUGUAUCUUGAAAGGCAUCAAAGCUGACAAAAUCCCUGACCCAACAGGCUCAGGAAAAAAAGUAGAAGAUUUCUGGGGUCCAGCGAAGAGACUGCUGGGUGACAUGAGAUUUCUACAGUCACUUCAUGAGUAUGACAAGGAUAAUAUCCCUGUAGCUUAUAUGAAUAUCAUAAGAAAAAACUAUAUUCCAAAUCCGGAUUUUGUUCCAGAGAAGAUUAGAAAUGCUUCCACAGCCGCAGAAGGUCUAUGCAAAUGGGUCAUAGCAAUGGAUUCCUAUGAUAAAGUGGCAAAAAUAGUAGCCCCUAAAAAGAUCAAACUAUCUGCAGCUGAAGGGGAGCUUAAAAUUGCCAUGGACAGUCUGAAAAAGAAGCAGGCAGUCCUUUAUGAAGUGCAGGCCAAGCUGGCCAAGCUGCAGGACACACUGGAAUUAAAUAAACAAAAGAAGGCUGAUUUGGAAAAUCAGGUUGACUUGUGCAGCAAAAAACUAGAAAGAGCAGAGCAGUUGAUUGGAGGCCUUGGAGGAGAGAAAACACGAUGGAGCCAAACUGCACUGGAGCUGGGGGAGUUGUACAUUAACUUGACAGGUGAUAUCCUCAUUUCUUCAGGAAUUGUGGCUUACCUGGGAGCCUUCACGUCUAACUAUAGACAGAAUCAAACCAAGGAAUGGGCAGAUCUGUGCAAAGGAAGAGAUAUACCCUGUUCAGAUGAUUAUUCUCUUAUGGGUACCUUAGGAGAAGCUGUGACAAUUCGAGCUUGGAAUAUUGCUGGAUUACCUUCUGACUCAUUUUCCAUUGAUAAUGGGAUCAUCAUUAUGAAUGCAAGAAGGUGGCCUCUGAUGAUAGAUCCUCAAGGUCAGGCUAAUAAAUGGAUCAAGAAUAUGGAAAAAGCCAACAGUCUUCAUGUCAUUAAAUUGAAUGAUCCUGAUUAUGCCAGGACUUUGGAAAAUUGUAUUCAGUUUGGCACUCCAGUGUUACUAGAAAAUAUUGGAGAAGAGCUAGAUCCUAUUCUGGAACCUCUUCUACUAAAACAGACCUUUAAGCAAGGUGGCAGUAUAUGUAUCCGACUUGGGGAUUCUACGAUUGAGUAUGCACCUGACUUCCGCUUCUAUAUUACCACCAAGUUAAGAAAUCCUCAUUAUCUUCCUGAAACAUCAGUAAAGGUAACACUUUUGAACUUCAUGAUAACUUCUGAGGGAAUGCAAGAUCAGCUUCUGGGAAUUGUGGUGGCACGAGAAAGGCCAGACCUUGAAGAAGAAAAGCAAGCUUUGAUAUUACAAGGAGCAGAAAACAAAAGGCAGUUAAAAGAAAUAGAAGACAAGAUUUUAGAAGUUCUUUCAUCUUCAGAAGGCAAUAUAUUGGAAGAUGAAACUGCUAUUAAGAUAUUAUCUUCCUCCAAGGCUUUGGCUGAUGAGAUUUCUCAAAAGCAGGAAGUAGCAGAAGAGACAGAGAAAAAGAUUGAUGCCACCCGCAUGGGCUAUCGCCCCAUCUCCAUCCACUCCACCAUCCUGUUUUUUUCUAUUGCUGAUUUGGCUAACAUCGAGCCGAUGUACCAGUACUCACUGACCUGGUUUAUUAACCUUUUCAUCCUGUCUAUUGAAAAUUCAGAGAAAUCAGAAAUUUUAGCAAAAAGGCUCCAGAUUCUCAAGGAUCACUUCACUUACUCCCUCUAUGUUAAUGUCUGCCGGUCCCUCUUUGAAAAGGAUAAACUGCUGUUUUCCUUUUGUCUCACUGUAAAUCUGCUAAUCCACGAUCAUGCGGUUAAUGCAAAUGAGUGGCGGUUUUUGCUGACUGGUGGCAUUGGACUGGAUAACCCUCAUGCCAAUCCUUGUACAUGGCUUCCUCAAAAAUCUUGGGAUGAAAUAUGUCGACUAGAUGAUUUACCUGCUUUUAAAACCAUUCGUAGGGAGUUUUUGCACCUGAAGGAUGGAUGGAAAAAAGUAUAUGAUAGCUUGGAACCACAUCAUGAGAUUUUCCCUGAUGUUUGGGAAGAGAAAGCAAAUGAGUUUCAAAGGAUGCUUAUCAUUCGCUGCCUGAGGCCAGACAAGGUUAUUCCAAUGAUACAAGAAUUUAUAAUCAACAAAUUGGGACGCAUAUUCAUUGAGCCACCUCCCUUUGAUUUAUCCAAGGCGUUUGGAGAUAGUAACUGCUGUGCACCAUUGAUCUUUGUGCUCUCUCCUGGUGCAGAUCCCAUGGCUGCUCUCCUAAAAUUUGCUGAUGACCAGGGAUAUGGAGGAUCAAAACUUAGCUCUCUAUCUCUUGGUCAAGGCCAAGGGCCCAUAGCAAUGAAGAUGUUAGAAAAAGCUAUCAAGGAAGGAACAUGGGUUGUUCUUCAGAAUUGCCACCUUGCCACCUCUUGGAUGCCAACCCUUGAGAAAGUUUGUGAGGAGUUAAGCCCAGAAACCACACAUCCGGAUUUCCGAAUUUGGUUGACAAGUUACCCAUCUCCGAAUUUCCCCGUAUCCGUGCUGCAAAAUGGAGUGAAAAUGACCAAUGAAGCCCCGAAAGGUUUACGGGCUAAUAUCAUUCGAUCGUACCUCAUGGACCCGAUCUCUGACCCCGAGUUCUUUGGCAGCUGCAAAAAGCCUGAAGAAUUCAAGAAAUUGUUGUAUGGCCUCUGUUUUUUCCAUGCCUUGGUGCAAGAGAGACGGAAAUUUGGACCUCUGGGGUGGAAUAUCCCUUACGAGUUCAAUGAGACUGACCUAAGAAUCAGUGUACAGCAACUCCAAAUGUUCCUCAACCAGUAUGAGGAGCUGCCUUACGAUGCUCUGCGAUACAUGACAGGUGAAUGCAAUUAUGGAGGCAGGGUGACUGACGACUGGGAUCGUCGCACAUUGCGUAGCAUCCUCAACAAAUUCUUCAAUUCAGAAUUAGUGGAAAAUUCAGACUAUAAAUUUGACUCAAGUGGCAUCUAUUUUGUCCCUCCUUCUGGCGAUCACAAAAGCUACAUUGAAUAUACAAAGACUCUGCCGCUGACCCCAUCACCAGAAAUCUUUGGGAUGAAUGCCAAUGCAGAUAUCACCAAGGAUCAGUCAGAAACUCAGCUGCUAUUUGAUAACAUUCUUCUCACACAGUCUCGUUCUGCAGGUGCUGGUGCAAAGUCAUCAGAUGAAGUGGUAAAUGAGGUGGCUGGUGACAUCUUAGGUAAACUUCCAAAAAACUUUGAUGUUGAGGCUGCAAUGAGGAGAUACCCAACAACUUACACUCAGAGUAUGAACACUGUACUUGUCCAAGAGAUGGGUCGUUUCAAUAAGUUACUGCAGACCAUAAGAGAGUCAUGCAUCAACAUUCAAAAGGCAAUCAAGGGUCUUGUAGUGAUGUCUACAGAGCUUGAAGAAGUGGUUAGCAGCGUUCUGAAUGUCAAAAUUCCAGGAAUGUGGAUGGGUAAAUCCUACCCAAGCCUUAAACCGCUUGGCAGCUAUAUCAAUGACUUCCUUGCAAGAUUGAAAUUCUUGCAGCAAUGGUACGAGGUUGGCUCUCCUCCAGUCUUCUGGCUUUCUGGCUUCUUCUUCACGCAAGCCUUUCUGACUGGUGCCCAGCAGAAUUAUGCCAGGAAAUACACCAUUCCCAUUGAUCUACUUGGAUUUGACUAUGAAGUGAUGGAAGACAAAGAAUAUAAGAAUGCUCCCGAAGAUGGUGUUUUCAUUUAUGGAUUGUUUCUGGAUGGAGCUUCCUGGAAUAGAAAGAUCAAGAAACUUGCAGAAUCUCAUCCCAAAAUUCUUUAUGAUACAGUACCUGUGAUGUGGCUAAAGCCCUGUAAGAGAUUAGAUAUACCAGAAAGACCAAGUUAUGUUGCUCCCCUGUACAAGACAAGUGAGCGGAGAGGAACAUUGUCCACCACUGGCCAUUCUACCAACUUUGUGAUCGCCAUGGCGCUUCCCAGUGACCAACCCAAGGAGCACUGGAUCGGACGGGGGGUAGCACUGUUAUGUCAACUGAAUUCAUAACCAGUUGUCAUUUCCCUGUUCCUAUUUCUUCUCAGAGGGCUGAAUAGAAAAGUAUGUUUUACUUUUUAAACUAUAAUUCAACGUGAAUUAUACUCAAUUAUGAAUGUAUUUAUGUGCAAAAGUAGCCUAAAUUUUAAAUAAUUCAUACUUCAGUAUAAGUAAAUGUUCUGAAAUAAAGGCUAAUGA